AUGGCAGGAGAGCCUACGAGACGCAACCAGAAUCUUUAUUGCCACUAUCAUGAGGAUCAUGGACACACAACUGAGAAUUGUAGGAAUUUAUGGGACCAUUUGGACCAGCUAGUUCGAGAAGGGAAGUUAAAGCAACUCUUGCAUCAUUCCAGUGAUCAGGUAAAUGCUUCUUCUAGACUCCCCCUUGGCACGAUAAAUGUUAUUUUUGCUACCCCGGGAAGGACUGGAUCUUGUCCUUCCAAGGUAAUGUUGGUAUCCCGAUCUUUAGCCGAGGAGUAUAGCUCAAUGCCUAAGAAAGCUAGGAUGGGCAUCCCGUUGGUUUUGGGUUUUUCGGAUGAGGACAAAGUUGGAACCAUACAGCCCUACGAUGAUGCUCUUAUGGUCACGUUGAGAAUUGGAGAAUACGAUGUGAAGAGGGUGAUGAUUGAUCAAGGCAGUGCUGUUGAUGUAAUGUACCCUGACUUGUAUAAGGGGCUAAAUUUGAAGUCUGAGAACUUGGUAGCCUACAAUUCCCCUUUGGUGAGUUUUGAGGGAAGAAUGGUCAUCCCAAAGGGUCAGAUCAGAUUACCCAUGCAGACCGGUACGAAUGUGGUGGAGGUGGACUUCAUCGUCAUGGACGUUUUCUCUCCGUACACGGCCAUUAUGGGCAGACCUUGGCUUCAUACACUAGGGGCUGUUUCCUCUACUCUACACCAAAAGGUGAAAUACCCAUCCAGAGGUUAG
Messenger RNA from Quercus lobata, 723 nucleotides. RefSeq lists its product as uncharacterized. The coding region runs from base 1 to 723 and encodes 240 amino acids. The record is from RefSeq and is a predicted model, not a curated record. NCBI's taxonomy places the organism in Eukaryota, Viridiplantae, Streptophyta, Magnoliopsida, Fagales, Fagaceae. The transcript has a single exon.